Messenger RNA from Erinaceus europaeus (western European hedgehog), 5632 nucleotides. RefSeq names its product zinc finger protein 248 (gene ZNF248). The transcript is spliced from 5 exons. Lineage: Eukaryota; Metazoa; Chordata; Mammalia; Eulipotyphla; Erinaceidae. Bases 864 to 2600 code for a protein of 578 amino acids. The record is from RefSeq and is a predicted model, not a curated record. Gene Ontology annotation, molecular function: DNA-binding transcription repressor activity, RNA polymerase II-specific. Gene Ontology annotation, biological process: negative regulation of transcription by RNA polymerase II.
UUGCAAGAGCCGGUGUCUGCUCUGGGCUCGUGGCUCCCGGGCUCAGCCGGUCAGCAGGUGCCCAGCCGCUAAGCCAAGCGGGCGGCGCCGUCGUGUGGCCGCGAGUGGGGAGUACGUGUGCAUGACGUGUGUGUUGGGCUCGCGGGGAGGGGGCGGGGCUGCCUGGGGGAGAGCGCGUGCGUGACGUGCAUGACGCGCUUACCGAGCUCCCAGGGAGGGGGCGGGGCUGCGCGGCACGAGCGAAUGCGCGUGGGUGACGUGUGAUGUGUGCGCGUGGCCCUUGCCUUGGGCUCUUGGGGUUGAAUGAGUGGCUCCCAGCGGGCGGUGCCAAGUAAAUGAAUGACUAGCUUCCGUGAGACCCUAAAGAAGAGCUAUCGAAUCGGCUCGCUGCAUUGUGCUCUACUGAGCUCUCCCUUUUGGCUUGCUGCUAUUGCUUUCAUUGUCUAUACGGGAUUAUUUGCGGCUGGAGAUUGGACGAGUCUCCGGGGCCUCCACUCCUCAGUUAAGGCUUUUUGUGAAAUAAAGAGGAAAGGGUUUGCUGGACUAGCCCCCAAGGCCCUUUCCUGGCGCUCACAUCCCCCACAUCCCCAAAUGAGUACGAUGCAUUCAUUUGUUAUCUGUUGUGUAUAAUCAUGGUACAGUAUCUUGAAGCCAUCGAAGGCUGUGUGACGGCGGAAGGCCUGGGACACUAAGAGAGAGUGAAAAAUAUGUCUGUACUCGACAUAUAUUGGAGCCACACGUGGACUUGAAAGUAUCUUGUAUAGAGUGGUGUAGGCAGAUGAAUCCAGGAACUGCCAAGCAGACCAAGUCUCCUGAUGUUUUCUCUCCUCUCUCAGUUCUUCCUUCUCCACUAAGAGCAGAACAUGAACAAAGCAAAGGAACAAGUGUCUUUCAAAGAUGUAUGUGUGGACUUCACCCAGGAAGAGUGGCAUUUGCUGAAUCCUGCUCAGAAGAUACUAUACAAGGAUGUGAUUCUGGAAAAUUAUAGUCACCUUGUCUCAAUAGGGUAUUCCAUUACUAAGCCAGAAAUAAUCUUCAAGAUAGAGCAAGGAGAAGAGCCCUGGAUACUAGAGAAGGAAUUACCAAAUCCAUAUCUUCGGGAAGACUGGAAGGUUGAUCACCUGAUAGAGAGCAGCCAGGAAAAUCAAGAUGAACAUUUUUGGCAACUUGCUUUUACCACCAACAAAACAUUAAGUUUAGGAUUUGGUGAUAGAGGAAGGAAAACUUUCAAUUUGGGUAUAGACACUGUCCUUUCAGGAAACUGUCCAUACAAGUUAUGUGAAUCAUGUGAUAUGAGUUUGAAAAAUAUUUCAGGCUUAGUUGUUAGUAGGAAGAACUAUUCCAGAAAGAAGCCUGAUGAGUUUAAUGUCUAUGAGAAAAUGCUUCUUGAUAUUGGGCAUGAAAAAACUUCUACUGGAGGAAAAUCAUAUAAAUAUAAUCAGAAAAGAAACAUCCUCAGUAAUAGCCAGGAUCUCCUUCAGCAGUUUUUUAACCAACCUUUUGAGUGUAAUGAAAAUGAGCAGAGCUCCCAUGAGGAGGCAGCUUUUUUCACAAAUAAAAGAGCACAAAUAGGAGAGAAACUCUGUAAAUAUGAUGAGCGUGGAGAAACCUUCAUCCAUACUUUAAAGCUCAAUUUACCUCAAAAAACUGAUUUGGAACUGGAGCCAUAUGAAUGCAGUCUUUGUGGAAAGUCCAUCUAUAUGAAUUUAAGAUUAGGACAUCAGAGAGAUAUUACAAGGGAGAAGCUUUAUAAAUAUAAUGAAUAUGGGCAAAUCUUCUGUGACAAUUCAGCUUUCAUUUCCUGUCAGGGAACUUACACAAGAAAGAUUCCCUGUGAAUAUAAAGUAAGUCACAAAACAUGGGAAAAAUCAGCCCUCUUUAAACAUCAGAUAGUACGUAUGGGGGGAAAAUCUUAUGAGUACAGUGAAAAUGGAAAUACUUUCAGCAAGAAGUCACAUCCCACCCAACUUCGGAGAGUUCACUCAGGAGAAAAAACCUUUGAAUGUGGUGACUGUGGGAAAACAUUCUGGGAGAAGUCAAAUCUCACUCAACAUCAGAGAACACACACAGGAGAGAAACCCUAUGAAUGCAAUGAAUGUGGCAAAGCUUUUUGUCAGAAGCCACACCUUACCAACCAUCAACGAACACAUACAGGAGAAAAACCGUAUGAAUGUAAGCAAUGUGGAAAAACAUUCUGUGUGAAAUCAAACCUCACCGAACAUCAGAGAACACACACAGGGGAGAAACCAUAUGAAUGUAAUGCUUGUGGAAAAUCCUUCUGUCACAGGUCAGCCUUAACUGUACACCAGAGAACACACACAGGGGAGAAACCCUUUGUAUGUAAUGAGUGUGGAAAAUCCUUCUGUGUAAAGUCAAACCUCAUUGUACAUCAAAGAACUCACACAGGGGAGAAACCCUAUAAAUGUAACGAGUGCGGGAAAACCUUCUGUGAGAAAUCAGCUCUUACCAAACAUCAGAGAAUUCAUACAGGAGAGAAACCCUAUGAGUGUAAUAGAUGUGGUAAAACCUUUAGUCAGAGAUCAGUACUCACGAAACACCAGAGAAUUCAUACAAGGGUAAAAGUUCUUUCAACAUCCUAAAUGUUCAGAAGCCUUCAUCCAUUUCACCUGUCAGUUACAUAACUAAAAUAUUAAUGAUAAUAAUAAUAAUGUAACCCAAAGAACUCCACAAAAAUUACUAAGACAGCUCAUUGUACUUCAGAUAGUUAAUAUUAGAAUAAAACUAGUAUUAGUAGAAGUCGUGAUGUUUUGCUUAUGUGAAAGUUUUCCAGAAAAAUUAAGACUUUUUCCAGAAAGUUUGUACCAAGGGUAAAUUUAUUCAUUUAGGUAAUGUAGUAAAAAUAUUUAUGUAGAGCUUGUGUUCUGUAGUGUCAUUUUCCAGGUGUUAUACCAAAUUCUUAUUAUAAGCAUAGUGGAUGCUAUGCAUUUAUACCCAUAGUCACAGUGGAAACUGAAGCUUUAACAAAGUUGCAUGGCAAGAGCAUUAAGCAUACAUGUGAAGAGUCCCUGAUGUUUGCAGGCUUCAUGUGAGUAUACUAGGAAUUUGGAGUAUGCUUGGGUUUUUUUUUUUAAUUAAUUAAUUUAUUUUUUAUUUUUUGCCUCCAGGGUUAUUGCUGGGGCUCGGUGCCCACACCAUGAAUCCACUGCUCUUGGAGGAUUUUUUUUUCCCUCUUUUGUUGCCCUUGAUGUCGUAGCCUUGUUGUAGUUAUUAUUGUUGUUGAUGUUGUUCGUUGUUGGAUAGGACAGAGAGAAAUGGAGAGAAAAGGGGGAGACAGAGAGGAGGAGAGAGACACAGACACCUGCAGAUCUGCUUCAACGCCUGUGAAGGGACUCCCCUGCAGGUGGGUAGCUGGGGGCUCCAACCAGGGUCCUUAUGCUGGUCCUUGUGCUUUGUACCACAUGCGCUUAACCCGCUGCGCUAUUGCCUGACCCCCAAGUAUGCUUGUUUUACUAUAUUGGAGUUCACAUGCUUUGAACAGAAAAUAUGAACUUUUAUUUGAGUAACUUAUGGUCUAUGUACAUAUUUAUCACACUAAAUGCCACUGAUGUCUUUAUAGAUUGAUAUAUAUGUAUAUAUGUAUAUACACACACAUGCAUAUACAUAUAUAUGUAAAUGUAUGUAUGCACACAUGCCUGCGCACAUCAGUAAAAAGUAGUGUGCUUGAGAAGCUCAUGCUGGUUUGCAGGUAUUGCUCAUCAUUAAAUUUUCAUGAGUUUUGUGAGCUAGUUGUUAAAUAUGACUAUUAACAAAUAAUUAAAUUAUGUAAGCUUACAAUUAGAUAGUAUUUUUUAAAAGGUAAUAAGUCCUCAACACUCAUUAGCCCCUAAUUGGUUUUUAAACAUCUUGCUGUUAUCUGUAUUUUUUAUUUAUAUUAUUUAAUAAACAUGGUAAAAUUCUCGAAAAAGUUGUUACUGCACGUCUUUUUCCAAGUCAGCAUUCAGUGUCAUCUUGGUUUAGUUGGAAUAGUAAGACCAUGGGAAUUAACAGGCUUUAGAAAUUAAGAUUUUCAUUUUCUCUGAGAAUCUAGUGUCAGAUAUUUACCAGCCUAUUACCAUGCAUAUAUUAAGGUAGUAUUUAAAAAAUUCAAAGUACAACUCCCUUAUAUUUUCUGAUAUCAAUCAACAACUGUGGCUGUUAUUCUACUUCUUCAGUAAGGAAGCCAAAAUAUGUUCUGUGAAGUUCUUAACUCCUUCUACUUCAGUCCUAUUCUAGAUGCUACAAGAAUAUCCUUUUAGUUUGACCAAGAUGCUGUCUUACUAACAUAUCCCCUGGCUUUCUUCAGUGUUAACAUAUAUAAAUGAGUGUGUUCAUUAUUAUUGAGCUACCAUUUUCAUAAAGAAGGCAAAUGAUUUUUCUGUAGUUUUCCAGCUUUCUCUUAAACUGAUAGCAAUCAUAUUUACAUAAAUUUAGCAAAGGUUAACACCCUUUGUGAUCAGUAAUACUGCACUCUAUAAAUAAAAAGUUGUGGAAAAUGAGAUGCCUCUUGAAAAUACUUGAUAUUUAAUUAGUGUGUUUAUUUAGGCAUGAUAUGUAUGACCAAAGUUGUAUGCAACCCAUUAAGUAGUGUAUCUGUAUUUACUAUAAUAAUAGAGUGUCAAGCUGCCUCUGUCUCCCUUGUUUUCUUGUGCUUACCUGGAACACAUUGAUAAGCACUUCCAAGAAACAUGCCCCUCUAACAGCCACUUUCUACUUCUCAUCUCUCAGAUUAUUUUUCUGUCACCUCACCCCAUGAUUUAGGAGUGUAUCUAGAUUAAUUGCAGUUAGUCAGAGAUACUCUAUUCUAACUGGACUGUGAGCAGUGAGAUAUUUGGAAAAUAUCCUGCAAUAAUUCAGGGAAAGCAAUGAUAAAAUUUUGUCAUGACAUGAAAAGAGAUGAUGUUUCUUCUGCUGGAUUUUUCAUUUCUGCAUAUUAUACGCGAUUAAGCUGUCAUCCUGACUGUCAGUAUUCUGAAGAUGGGAAAAGUCUGGCUCAGAGAUAAAGCCACUAAGCUGCACAACUCUGUCUGGGCUGACUCUCUGCUAUAAAUUUGUGUUACUAUGGUGAUAGUGGUUUGUUGUUAGGGCUAUCUUUUACUUAUUGCUGAAGGCAUUCCCUCAUACAGUCAAAUACUUUUAAGUGUUAAUGUUGUACAUAGCAAUUCUGGGGGAGGAAUUACCUCUUUUGAUAAGUUAAUAUAAGGAUGGCUAUUUAUAUCUGCCAUGGCUUUAGAGAAAACAGUUCUACUCAGACCAAGAUUGUGAAAGCAGACUUACUGUAGUGAUGUGGGCCAGUAACAAAGAAUGUUAAGCCCCAAUCUAUCAUCAGCAGGAAUCCAUUACCAUAGAAAGUCCUCAAGGAGCCAAGGAUGGAAACAAGUGUUAGAGCCCAAGGACGGCUAUUUCCUUGGAUGAGGGACUGCCUUGUAGGAGAUGUCCUCAUUAGCGGAAUGGUGGCUCCAAAUUGCUGGUGUCACCCUUUGGAAAACUCAACCAUCUACAGUUGAUUCCAGGUGGACACAGAAAAUGGAGAGAAGGCCUGGGUGGAGCCAUUAGAGAAUGAACAACUAAGUUGUUUAUUAUUGUAAAUUCCUCUGUAAAGACUCAGUAUUAGAAAUAAAGUUAUUCUACUGGA